AUUGUUGCUGUGUCUUAUACGGAUUUGCGGGACCUACUACUGGAGCAAAAAGAACUUCAUAUUUUGGGUUGUAGGACAAUUCUGUAUUCUCUGGAUGAAUAUGCACUUUUUCUCCAUCCAAACCUGUCGGAACCACAUCUGGAGCAGCACAUACUGAAAGCUUGCUUUUAACAGAAAAGCUAGAAUUAAUAGGGGUUUCAGGAGUAACUACUGGACGUUGAUUAUUUUCUUCUGUCUUAUCUUCUUCGUCACUACUACCUGAAUAUUGUUGUAGAGCUAACAUAUUGAAACCAUUCACUUGCUUAUAGUAGAGCGGAAUACGUACAAUUAUAUACAAAAAUCAGGUCAAUUUGAAUACUAUUUUAUACUUUUUAAAAACAAUAACAUGCAAAUGACAACUUCUAAUUGUCUGAUUGCUCUCUACUUCACUUUUAUAUUGUGAUGAAAUCAUGUCUAAAGCAUUGCUAGCCACUCAUAGAUAACGAGAGCUUUUCUACAAUAGUGAAUAAGUGACAGUACCGUUGCGUUAUAAAUAUUACAACUACCAACUGAACAUGUAUUUGUCAAAUUAUUAUAGGUCUGUCAUUUCCAAAUGUAAUUUCUAUUCAUAUAAGAAUUAUUAGCGGGGGGAUAGUUUUAUAACCUCUAAUCUGAUAAUGAAGUGAUAAACUAAACAUUGGAUGAAUAAUUCUGUUAAAAAUAAGAAGAAGAAAUCGAGCUAAGAGUAUUUUGAAUUAAAUAUGUUCAAAACUGUAAAAUUUUGUUUAAUUAGCCUCUCGAGGCAUAAUCAAUUACAGGUAAUUAGAAAUCUUUGUAAUAAAUCAAAUUUAUUCCAAAAUAUUCUUAUUCCCAAUAUACAAGUGAAUUCAAAUUUUAAUAGCAGUAGUGUUGAUUUUAAUUUAACAAAUACUAAUGUACCUAAACCAUUAAGUGUACAUGAUACAAUUACUUCAAUUCAACUCAAAAAGAGGGUAAUUAGAAAGAAAAAAUCUUUAGAAGAGGAAGAGAAGAAACCUGGUAAUUAUAACGUUGUAGCAUUUGCAACUGCGGAAGAAUACAAUUUAGAAAAUUUGUUCAAUGGCUUAGUCAAACAAAAUUUAUAUGAAGUUAAGAAGAUAGAUAAUAAUUCAGAUGCUCUACAUGCAACAGCCAAAUAUAAAGUUGAUAGAGAACAAAGAGAAAUAUUUUUCUUCAGAGAUGGUAGUGUUGUAUUUUGGAAUAUUGCGGAUCUUGAAAGUAGUAAUGUAUUGGAGUUUUUGAAGCAAUAUGAAGAGGACAGCUAUUCUGAACGACUGGUUCAAUCGGAAUAUGAAAUAAUGAAUUAUAAAUAUUUUUCUGCUAACAAUAAAACAAGUUGUAUAGAUAAGGAUGGCCACUUCAUUCUAUCUCCAAGUGAAAAUGAUUCCACACUAACUAAAUACACAUUUUCAAAUGCAAUGAUGCUUAGUGUGAAGCUAGGCAUAUGGGAAUCAUCAUUAGAAAGAUACAUUGACGAAAUUGAAUUUGUAACUAAUGAUUUAAAAGAUGGAAAAAUUACUAAGUUAUCAAGACAAGGUGUCCUUAAAAAACAAGGAGAACUGUUUGCACUAAGACAUUAUUUAAAUUUGAGCUCCGAUGCUUUGGACACACCAGAUUUUUAUUGGGAUAAUGAAGAAUUGGAAAAUUUGUAUAAUCAAGUAUGCAACUAUUUUUGUAUCAACAAAAGAUCCAAAGUAAUGAACGAGAAGAUAAACUACUGCGUGGCACUAAUAGAACUUCUUUCAUUUCAUUUAAGUGAUAAGCAUCACGAAAGGCUGGAAUGGAUGAUAAUAGCCCUUAUAGCAGUUGAAGUUGCCUUUGAAAUAAUACACUAUAUAGAUAAAUAUGCAAAUUGAAAUUCCAACUUGUAAAAUUAGGCUCGUUGUCACUAAUAAGUAGACAUGGGUUGUUCAAAAUGAUUUUUUAAUUUUUUGUACAUCAUUCAAAGGAAGGAAAUAAAAAAAAUUAUCGACAGUUUAAA
This is a messenger RNA of Diorhabda sublineata, 1999 nucleotides long. Its product is annotated as required for meiotic nuclear division protein 1 homolog. Gene Ontology annotation, biological process: positive regulation of mitochondrial translation. The transcript is spliced from 5 exons. NCBI's taxonomy places the organism in Eukaryota, Metazoa, Arthropoda, Insecta, Coleoptera, Chrysomelidae. The record is from RefSeq and is a predicted model, not a curated record. Bases 741 to 1874 code for a protein of 377 amino acids.